AUGGCCGACCCCUACCAAAACAACGCGUACCAACAACAAGGGGGCGACAGCUACGGGUCGUACGGAGAAGGGGGGGGGCCUGACGGGUACGGGUACCAAGCGGACGACCUCCGGCAAGAAGAGGACGCAGCCAGCGACGCCACGGAGGGACACGAUGAAGAGGACCAGAUGUACGAAGGAGAAUAUCAGGGGAUCCCUCACCCUGACGAGGUGAAGGCGGCUCAGAGGGCGGCACGGGCUAAAGCUCGAUCUGCCCGGACCGCUGUCUCCGAGCUGGAGGAGCUGUCCGAGCAGUACGAGGACAUCAUGGAGGACUGUGGCCACGGGAAGUUCCAGUGGACGCUCUUCGUGGUGCUGGGCCUGGCGCUGAUGGCGGAUGGAGUGGAAUGUUUCGUGGUUGCGUUCGUUCUUCCCUCCGCAGAAAAGGAUCUGUGUCUGUCCAACGCAGAGAAAGGAAUGCUGGGUCUGACAGUCUUCGUGAGCAUGAUGGUGGGCGCCUUCUUGUGGGGGGGCCUCGCAGACAAAGUCGGCCGUCGGCGCUGCCUGAUUGUGGCGUUGGCGAUAAACUGCGUCUUCGCCUUCCUGUCUUCGUUCGCCCAAGGCUACGGCUUCUUCCUGUUCUUCAGGGUUCUGUCUGGCGUCGGCAUCGGUGGGACAGUUCCCAUCGUGUACACGUACUUCUCUGAGUUCCUUCAGAUGGACAAGAGAGGAGAGCAUCUGUCCUGGUUGUGUAUGUUCUGGAUGAUCGGGGGGAUCUACGCCUCCUUCACUGCCUGGGGCAUCAUCCCCAGAUAUGGCUGGGGCUUCAGUAUGGGCACAGAGUUCCAGUUCCACAGCUGGAGGGUCUUCAUCCUGGUUGCAGCUCUCCCGGCCAUCACCUCUCUGGUCGGACUGACCUUCAUGCCGGAGAGCCCUCGCUUCCUCCUGGAGAAUGCCAAACACGACGAGGCGUGGAUGAUCCUGAAACAAGUUCACGACACCAACUGGAGAGCAAAGGGACAACCAGAAAAAGUCUUUACUGUGACUCACAUCAAGGCUCCGAAAACAGCCGAGGACGAGUUCAUUGAGAUCCAGAGUGCCACAGGAACGUCUGUGCAGCGCUGGGCUGUGCGCUCGCUAACACUCUGCAAACUGGUGUUGAAGAACGUGGCGUCUCUGGUCUCUGCCGAGCUGAGGCUAGCGACGCUCUUCAUGGCCGUCAUCUGGUUCUGCAUGGCCUUCAGUUACUAUGGUCUGUCCGUGUGGUUCCCUGACAUGAUCAAGCACCUUCAGUUCGAGGAAUACAAGUCCAAGGUCAAGGUGCUGCAUAGAGAACGAGUGGAAAACUUCCACUUUAACUUUUCUUUGGAAAACCAGAUCCAUACAGAAGGAGAAUAUAUCCACGACAAGUUCAUCCGAAUAGAGAUGAAGUCAGUGAAGUUUGAGGACUCUCUGUUUGAAGACUGUCACUUCGAGGACAUCAGGUCCACAGACACAGUGUUUGAGAACUGCACCAUCCGCUCCACGCUCUUCACCAACACAGAUCUUUGGGAGGAGAAGUUCAUCAACUGCAGGAUGGAGAACUCGAGCUUUGAGCACAACAAGCAGGGCUGCCACCUGGACAACGACGAGGAGAACGACGUGCUCAUCUACCUGGUCAGCUUCCUGGGGAGUCUGGCCGUGUUGCCGGGCAACAUCAUCUCAGCGCUCUUCAUGGAGAAGAUCGGCCGAGUGAAGAUCAUAGGGGGCUCCAUGCUGAUUUCCGCCGGCUGCACCUUCUUCCUGUUUCUGAGCUUCAGCCAAUCAGCGAUCAUCGCCCUGCAGUGUCUGUUCUGUGGCGUCAGCGUGGCGGCGUGGAACGGAAUCGAGGUCGUGACGGUGGAGCUCUACCCGGCUUCUAAAAGGGCCACGGCGUUCGGCGUGCUGAACGCUCUGUGCAAACUGGCCGCGGUCCUCGGCAGCUCCAUCUUCGCCAGCUUCGUGGGCGUCACCACGGCCGUCCCCAUCCUCCUGUCCUUCGCCGCCCUGACCUGCGGCGGCCUCCUGGCGCUGAAGCUGCCGGACACGCGGGGGAAGAUCCUGCAGUGA
Limanda limanda (common dab) is the source of this 2067-nucleotide messenger RNA. Its product is annotated as synaptic vesicle glycoprotein 2B-like. Gene Ontology annotation, cellular component: membrane. Bases 1 to 2067 code for a protein of 688 amino acids. Gene Ontology annotation, molecular function: transmembrane transporter activity. The transcript is spliced from 14 exons. Gene Ontology annotation, biological process: transmembrane transport; chemical synaptic transmission. Lineage: Eukaryota; Metazoa; Chordata; Actinopteri; Pleuronectiformes; Pleuronectidae. The record is from RefSeq and is a predicted model, not a curated record.